AGCAGCAGAGAAACGCUGCCGAACAAGAGGAAGAAGGAGAGGUGGCUGGUGAGGCGUAUGUUCCACAACCAUACGCUCCUCAGGAUGAGGUACAACCACAAACUUAUGCUGAGGAGUUUAUUUCCCUCAACGACCAAGGUAUCCUAUACAAUUUUGAUGACCAUGCGGCCCUUAAUCAGCAAGUACAUCUCUACUCUGACAACAUCGACAAUAUUGUGGCCCGAGGGUAUUUGUACGAGCAUGUGGGUAUGAUCAAAGUUCACUGCCAGGAGUACGAUGAUUCACAUGCCCGGAUCAUGGUUUCGAAAAUCCUGCAAGAGGACGCUGAAAUCCCAGUCCCAAUUGAAGAGUGCAGAUAUGUUAGGGACGUAUACCAGAUGUUCCUUCCUUGGCCUAAACACUUAAUUUUAACAACCGAGGGUCCACUCGCUCAACCGCCCUCAAGACGUGAUGCGUCAAAGGGGAAAGCUCUGAUGCUUUCUCCACAAGGCCGUGGUGCACGGGAAGAUGACUUGUUCACGGAAGAGAAGAUGGCGUUGAUCCCUAAUUCGCUAAAAUGGAUGAUUCAUGAAUUCCUAAGGCUCAAAGAUAAACGUGAUAUAAUCACAAUUCUUGUCCCCCGAGGAUUCAUUGCACCACGUACCCAAAUCACAUUAUCCAUUUAA
Cannabis sativa is the source of this 665-nucleotide messenger RNA. RefSeq lists its product as uncharacterized. NCBI's taxonomy places the organism in Eukaryota, Viridiplantae, Streptophyta, Magnoliopsida, Rosales, Cannabaceae. The coding region runs from base 249 to 665 and encodes 138 amino acids. The transcript is spliced from 2 exons. The record is from RefSeq and is a predicted model, not a curated record.